AUGGACAAAAUAUCAGUGAAAGAUAUUUGGACAAGAUCCAUUAUCCAGCCUAAACCGUACUCAUCCAGGCAUAGAUUGAUUAUAAAUAAUCGAUUAACUGAUCAAAGAUCAAAAGCCAUACAUAUCCCAUCAUCAUCAUCAUUGGAAAGUUAUUAUUUGAUGAAUACUGCUCAAACUGAAAAGAUUAAUAGUGAAGUAUGCGAAAACAAUCUGUCAACUGAAUCACUGUCGUCGGCGUCGGCGUCGUUGGCUGAUUUAAAUGUUCUGCAACAGCUUGACCCUUCUCAUCCAACCAAUAUUGAAUCUAACGUCACCACUGCUAAUACCACCACUACCACUACUACUGAAAAUGCUCAAAUCAGUAGUGUUCACGGUGAUACAAAAAUAAUGAAUUUAGACAAUAAACAAAUUGAAAUUCUCUCCAAUUGUUUAUUAUCUACCCUGUCAAUUAAAGAUUUAUUAAACAUGCUACCGAAGAAUAAAUUAUUCACUCAAGAGACAAGUGACACUACGCCUAACAAUACUACAAUUAGUAAUAGCAGUACUAGUAAUACUAGUAAGGAUAAGACAGCCAGCAGUAGUAGUCCACAUUCUGGUGCAUACUCUACUACUAUUAAUGGCAAAAGUAGUAAAUUAACAACUUCCUUAAAAAAUGUAAAAGAUAAAAAGUUAUUGACAGCUGUCAACAGCUAUCGAAUGAAUAUUGAAGAGCUGAACAUUGGCAGUAAGAUGUACAAAGAUAAUAAAGACCUCGGUAGCUCUCUUGGCACUGAUAUCCGUUGUGCGGGUACAAGCAGUACUAGCAAUAGUUGUAGUGGCAGCUGUGGAGACGCCACCAAUAGUGCUGAUGAUUCUAUGCGUCAACUUGAAGACGCCCGCAUAACGCUAAACAAACCGACUGAUGAUGGUUAUCAAGAAGGGGGAGAGAAAAAGCACUCAAAGGCUGAUGAAGGCGGAAUGAUGCGGCCUGCGUUACCGGGGUCGUUAACAUUAGGCGUAAAUGAUUUGAAACAGUGUAGAAGUACUUCUUGUAUUGUUAAAUUUAUGUACCUUGGAAUAUCACGUACAGAAGAGGCGAAAAUACAACAAACAACAAUUGAUGAUCAACAGAAAACUCCUAAAGGAAAAGUCAGCUCAGCAAAGGAGGAUAAUCAAUAUUUAUCACGUGUUAUAACAGUUAUUCAACAACCGAAUGGUGGAAAAACUCUGACUGUUUUUAAAGAUUCACUUCAACCAGGCGAUAUAUUUCAAAUCGUAUCGAGACGAGCUUAUGGCUUCCCGUUUUCAUUAACAUUCUAUGUGGAUGGUACACAAGAUACAAGAAUUAGUGCAUGCUGUGAAUAUCGUCAUAGACAAGGUGUUCGUAUCGGUGGGAGGAAUGGGCAUUUUGUAUAUUUAACAGUGGAAGGAUCAUUUCCAUGUUAUAGAUGUCAGACAGCUAAAGCAAUGAAACGAGAAUUAAAAGCAAAGAAAUUAGCUAAAAAGUCUGCAAUCCAUCGAGAUAAAGAAGAAAAACGAUUCGAAGGUGGUGAAAAAGAAGGACAGAGAGAAGAAGACGGUGAAGACAAUGAGAGUGAUGUAGACGACAAUGAAGGCGACUCUAAAGAUAAACAGUAUAAUACACUUGAUGUAGACAUUGACAAUUGUACAAAUGAAAAGUUAACACCAACUCAUCGGCUGUCCACUACUCUGUCACCUCCUGAAGCAGAUUAUAUGACAAAUAUAAUUGUUAACAGCCUUGAUAGUGACAGUCAAUCAAUAAUUAUUGAUCGAAUCGCCGAGUCAGACAGAAGGCAUAAUAAAGCUGAAACUUGUCUCAAUAAACAAACUUACGAUCAGCAUAAAAAUGCCAGAGAAAAUGAUCCACUCGACAAACAAUUAUGUCAUGUGGAUUUAUCCAAUAUACAAAUUUGUGAUGAACAAAAUAAAUUCGAAGUUAUUCAACAGGAUAGUCUAUCAGAUAAAUGUGAUUCUGUAACGCUGAAUAACACACUAUCAGAGCGUAGUAAAUGCGAGGCAGUAGACAGAUCAAUAAAGAAAGAUGAAAUACAUAAAGAUUUUAACAUUUCAAAGAUUAGCGAUAGUUUACAUAUGAAUGAAUUCAAUAAAAAAGUUGAAGAAUAUGCUGACAGAGACGACGAAAACGGCGACCAGAGUGGUGAUGAUGAUGAUGAUGAUACUGGUGAAUGUGUUGACAACUCGACAGGGAACUGUCAGCCGACUGACGAUAAGUAUUCAAAACUGAAUAAAUUGACAUGUAUUAAAAAUAAAUGUAAAGAGAAAUUAAAAAGUAUUAAAGUUGUGCCCAGACAGAAAUUAUCCAAAUGGAAUCAAUGUAUGAAUAUCAAUGCUUCAUCUAUACCAGGUGACCAUUAUUCUCAAUUUUUAUCGAAAAACUUUGAUAUAAUCGAUCCUGAAGGAUCUGAUACACAAGAAGUGACAAGUAAAACUAAUCUCACACACGAUGAGAACGAAGAUGAUGAUGAUAGGGAGGAAUCUUUUACUACAGUCAGUUUAGAUAAAGAAAUGAAAACUAUUGAACAUAGAAACGCAGAUGAUUUGUUUAAAAUGAAUUUAAUAAAACAACUUAAUGAAAUUGAUAAAGAGUCAAUUUUUCAUAAAACUAUCCCUUCGUCAGCUAAUCUUAAUUUGAAAAGUGAGCAAGGUGGACAAGAGAAGUUCACGUCAAUUACUACUGAUAAGAUAAAUUUCAGCGACUUGUUUAACAAACAAGCAUCUCAUGACAUUAAUUCAUCACUGUGUUCAUUAGAAAAUCGUAUCCCGAAAAUAAUCAUUCAAUCACCUUCUUGUAGUAAUAAUUCAGUUGAAUGUUAUGAAGAUACAAGUUGUAUGAGUAAUGCGAAACAGAUAGACAACGACGAUGCUGAUAUCGACGAUGAGAUGGAAGUGGGCGAUGAUGAUGAUGAUGAUAUAUCCAGUAACUAUGAUGAUGAUGAAAAGACCAAUGAAGGUGAUGAUUUUAACACAUUCACCUAUGAUGAUGAUGAGGAUGAGGAUGACGAAGAUACUAGUCAGCUGUCUGUCAUCUAUCGUCCACUUGUCAAUCAGUCGACACUCAACCAAUCAACUGUGCAUCCUGUAACAACUACUAAUAAGCCAAUUCCUAUGAAUUCAAACACGUAUUUCAACAGUCUAGAUACGAAUAUUUAUGAAGAUGAUUUUGAAAUAGAGAAUGGAAUUGAUAAUAUCAUUAUUGAUAAAGUGAUCGAAGAGGUAGAAGAAGACAGCGUAGAAGUUUUACAUCCUUCAGGAGUAAAUCAAGUGCUUAUCUCUACAAAGGUGGAUGAAAUUCCAUCUACAGGUGAGUGA
Messenger RNA from Trichobilharzia szidati, 3330 nucleotides. The record is from the annotation of a GenBank genome assembly. NCBI's taxonomy places the organism in Eukaryota, Metazoa, Platyhelminthes, Trematoda, Strigeidida, Schistosomatidae.